Messenger RNA from Clunio marinus, 480 nucleotides. NCBI's taxonomy places the organism in Eukaryota, Metazoa, Arthropoda, Insecta, Diptera, Chironomidae. The record is from the annotation of a GenBank genome assembly.
AUGGGAUGCAUAGAAAUCACCAGGGGCUGGUUAGGAAUCGCUUUGUUAUGUUUUCAANGAACAAAUUCGACAUGCUUUGAAUUUUUAUUUGGUUUAACGGAAAUUCAAACAAAAAGAACCGGUUCGGAAAAUGAACCGACUUUAAGCCGGAAGCUUAAGGAAGCUCAUGUUUUCGAGCUUCGGAAGCGGAAGCUUGAAGAAGCUCAUCUUUUUGAGAAGCCGAAGCGGAAGCUUGGAAGCUUUUUCAGAAUUUUGAGAAGCCGAAGCGGAAGCUUGGAAGCUUUUUGCGAAAAAUCGUUAAGCUUCCGACCCCUGAGGAUAUCUGAUUAUCGAAGUAGCAGCUUAUCGAAGUUUAACUGUAUUUUUAUUUAUUUUUUUUCUGUUCUGUUUGUGUCUAAUACAAAGAACAAUGGAAUGGGAUGCAUAGAAAUCACCAGGGGCUGGUUAGGAAUCGCUUUGUUAUGUUUUCAAGUGGCUUAA